Molecule: messenger RNA, 675 nt
Organism: Cooperia oncophora
Lineage: Eukaryota; Metazoa; Nematoda; Chromadorea; Rhabditida; Trichostrongylidae
Source: the annotation of a GenBank genome assembly
AUGUCGUGGGAGCUAACACCUAAUCGGUCAUGGCCGUUAGUGAAAUAUGUCGAUCUUCGUACCCAACCGUUCAAAACAAUUAUGGGACCUGACCUUUUCGCAUACCUUUAUCGGGAACAGCGAAUGCUGACAAUUAUGCACGGCACAGUACCAGUAGAGAAGAUAUACCUCUACAGUAACCAGCUAACUAUUUUGUACCGUGAGGCAGCUGUGGUGUUCUCAGUCAAUAUAUCCCCUUCUCAAUUGUUAAAGUUUCGAAUACGUUUACCAGGUGUUCCAGACAGAAUCUCCCUCUGUCUUGCGGUUUCUGAGUUUGUUGAGAUCCGCGAAAGUCCGCCGCAGACUCAGAAUGGUUCGCAAAACCAGUUCUCAUCUGGAAAUAGUAAUCAUUCGGAAUAUGUCAACUUGAGUCAGUCCAGUCACAGUCAACCGAGUUCGCUGCUCUUUAAAGAGGCAAAGUACAGCAGCAGUUUCUCUUCUACGGUGAAUUCGUCAGUUGAUUUGGGCAGUCGAAGGAGUUACCCGGGAGCUAAUGGUUAUUCGUAUCAAGGAAGCUGUGAAGAUAUUGGGACGUCGACCUCUGAACAUUACUCCUCAUAUAUUCCAUCAUCGCGAUCAUCGCACAGUCCUUUUCCACCGUAUAUGCAGGUAAGAUUACCAUGUAACUACUGCUAA